Molecule: messenger RNA, 542 nt
Organism: Colius striatus (speckled mousebird)
Lineage: Eukaryota; Metazoa; Chordata; Aves; Coliiformes; Coliidae
Gene: PAM16
Product: presequence translocase associated motor 16
Exons: 5
Coding region: 93-470 (125 amino acids)
Biological process (GO): protein import into mitochondrial matrix
Cellular component (GO): TIM23 mitochondrial import inner membrane translocase complex
Source: RefSeq, a predicted model, not a curated record
GCGGGCCCGCUCUGUCCCCCGCCACCGCCUCUCGGUUGCCGGAAGCGACCUUCGACCCCUGACGCCGCGGGGCGGAAGCGGCGCCGGGAAACAUGGCCAAGUACCUGGCGCAGAUCAUCCUGGUGGGCGCGCAGGUGGUGGGACGCGCCUUCAUGCGUGCGCUGCGCCAGGAGUUCGCAGCGAGCCGAGCAGCGGCAGAUGCACGAGGGCGCUCAGAGAGGCCUCAGUCCGCCGCUGCCUCCAGGAUCAUUGGCAUCAGCCUCCAGGAAGCUCAGCAGAUCCUCAACAUCUCCAGCCUGAAUCCAGAGGAGAUCCAGAAGAACUAUGAGCACUUGUUCAAGGUGAACGACAAGUCAGUGGGAGGCUCCUUCUACCUGCAGUCCAAGGUGGUGAGAGCCAAGGAGCGGCUGGACGAGGAGCUGCGCAUCCAGGCCAAGGCCGAGGAGAAGGGGCGGAAGGCCGAGACGUGAGCAGGGCGGCCUCGAGCGCCACAGCCCUCACCCUUAACUUAUACACAGCCAAUAAACACCGUGUGCUCCCUG